AUGAACUUACUAGAUCAGAUCUAAUAAGAAGUAAUCCUUUUACUAUUAUUGCUAUAGAUUACUAACUAUUUUCCUAAACUUAAACAUAACUUAUAAGAAUUAGGACAAUCAACAAUAACAAUCUAAUAACCAAACAAUGCUUUAAAGGGCAUUCAAAUUAUCAUAUCUGUCCUUGAUGAAUUAUUUGGGUAUUUCUAUAAAUAUUUCUAUCUAGAAUUCUUUAAGAAAUAAACUGCCAAUAUGCCUAAUUAGAAUAAUAGUUAUAAAAGUAUGAAGGUGAGUGCAGAUCUCAUAUUAGGGUAUAAAAAAUUAAAAUAACUUUAGACAGAAUAGAGAUUGAAAAUUCAUUGUGAAAACAUCCAAGAACUCUAUGAAUAGUAACUAAUUAUAGAAAAAGAUUAUAAAGCUUAAGUCAUGGUAUAAUCUCAUGCUUUUAUAUUCUUUAGAGUUACUAAAAGGAGAUAACUUAGCUCAAGAAAGAUCUCGAAGAUACUAAAUAUUAGAAGAAUCAGUAAUUGCAAUAAAAAACUCAAUCAAUAAUCGAUAAAAUAAUAUUAGAUCAAUAAAAAUAAACAAUUCAAUUUGAUACUAAAUCAAGAUCAAAUACAUUCCACAACAAUUUCAUGAAUCUCAAUUAAUAAAAAUAAUAUAUCUCUGUUAAAACAAAUACUAGAAAAAAUAGAUUGGUUACUGAAUAUUAAGAUUAUUAAACAAAGUAUAUAAUAUAAUAUAUAUUUCAAGUUCCAAAUAAUCAAUUGAAGAAAAAUAAUACUCAUCUCUUGAGAAAAUUUAAGAGUUAGCAACCCUUUAUUCUCGACCAAAAUCUAGAUUAUAAGAUAAUUACAAUAAAAAAUCUGUAACAUUGCACGUUGCUUCAAUCAAAGCCAAAUAAGUAAAAAAAGCUUGA
Paramecium primaurelia is the source of this 907-nucleotide messenger RNA. Lineage: Eukaryota; Ciliophora; Oligohymenophorea; Peniculida; Parameciidae. The record is from the annotation of a GenBank genome assembly.